CAUAAUAUCGUCAGAGUUCGUUUAAAUAUAUUCGUGUACAUUUUCUGUUGGCAGUUAUUGCAUAUAUACAAUUUCACAAUAACCUUUCUGUCUCGCCAAAUGAAGUUGCAUAUUUAGAGCUUGUUAUUUGAUCCAUAAGCUACCUAAAAGAGAAACUGACUCAAUACUUUGCAGUGAAUUGCAGAAUUUGAAAGAACAUUCACGAAAAUACACGAAGUUGUAAGCCAAACAAAAAAAUCUCAACGUUGGUAGCAGAGCACAAGUGCGCAAUAUAAAAUGGAAUAGAAAGAACUGCGGAGUACACAUAAUCAAGAAGUGAACUGACCAGAGAAGAAGUAUUUUUUCGGCCAAAUCGAAGUUUAGAAAACAAGUGAAGUGCGUUAAGAAACCAAAACCAAGGACCUUUAAACGAGCAAAAGUGUCACAUAACAAAAAGAUUAUUUUGCCAGAAGUUUAGAUUAUUACAAAAAACAAAAAAUUAAAAUGGAACGCAAAUCGCAUUUGGAUGAAAAUUUAUUGAAGAUUACAUACAAUGAUGGGGACAACACGCUGAACUGUUAUAUUAAGAUGCCAUCCCCAAUUUAUGAGGUAUUGAAACGGGAAAUCAGCAUGAGUCUUUUUGAUCAACGCAAGGUGCCGCAGUGUGAUUUAAAAACCUACUGGUUUGAUGAAGAUUUUGAUGAAAUCGAUGUUGUCAAUCAGUGUGAUUACGACGUGUUCCGUUCGAAACGCUUAGGAAAAGAGCACCUUUAUGUCGCACCAAUAAAACAAUCACCAAAAGUUGAAGAAAAGGAAGCUAAGAAAGAGAAUGAUCCAGCAGAUUUUGUCAUACACGAACUUGUAGAAUGUGACAGUUGUGGAUUGAACCCAAUUGUCGGUUUUCGGUAUAAAUGCAUUCAGUGCCCUAACUUUGAUUUGUGCCAACGCUGCGAAGCUCAGCAUAAGCACCCAGAUCACAUGAUGGUUAGAAUGCCUUCAGAAAACUCGCCUCACGUAAUUGAUGCAUGGUUAAGUGGCCCAUGCGGACGAGGCAGCGGUCGGCGUUCAAAGCGUGAAAGAAAAGGCUCUAACAGUGGUGGUUGCCCUUUCUUCGAACACUCCACUCCAACAUCAGCAGCUGGAAACGGGACCGAGGCUAGGGCUAAUGCUUAUGCUGAGGCAAAUAUUGGUACAGGAGGUGGAAAGCAUCAUCACCAUCACGAACGCAAGCAUCACCGUCGUCAGAUGCGUAAUGGCUUUUUGUCGCAUAUGUAUGAAAUGAUGUCAGACUUUGCCGAGGGUGGCGCGGCUUACAGGCGAAUGGGUGAUGACAUACCUAGCACCUCAACACCCAGUGCUCCACCAAAGUCAGAGGAUUCGGCUAAAGUAAAUAAAGAUAAUGGAGCAAAAGAAGCAAAUGAAGCCGUUAAUGCCGCUUGUGAGUCAGCAACAAAAGCAGCUGAGGUUGCAAAUGAAAUUGCUGCCAAGGUAACUGAGCAGGCGGCAGAAAUUACAGCAGCAGUUGCAGAGCAAGUAGCCGCACAAGUUACAAAUGAUUUAUUUAAUACCGAAUCAUCUACUUCGAAAACAGAGGGUCAGAAUGCUGCUACAGGAGCAGAGAAACAGGCUUAUGGAAGUGCUAACACUGGUGCCUCAACUCCUACAUCCGACGAUGUCAACAGGAAAUCAUAUGAAAACACUUCAGUCCCUGUCACUCCGACUCUCGAAGACCUUACCCAAUUUCUCGAUCCCAAAUUCAUGAAAGCAGGCAUUCAGAUGCUUAACAACUUCAGCAGUAUGUUCGCAAAAAUGAUCGACCCAAUAGAUGGAGCUGAUGAAAGCUUUGUUCCAAGUUAUGUUAAUUCUGGUGAUCAAGCACGUAAAGCCUCUACAGCCUCAGCUGCAAGUUCAAGUGGAUCAACAUCAACAUCAACAUCAAAGUCUGCAGCACAGCAGGCACCUAAAGUUGAGGAGAAAAAUCAAAACGAGAAAUCGGAAAAUAAGGAAGCCGUAGCAACCAUAGCGGACACCACCACAAAAUCUACCGCAAUUCUCGAGGAAAAAGCCGCAGAAGACCCACAAACUCCAGAACGUCGACGAUCACAGAGCGAAGAUAAUGACUGGCAAAUGAUUGAUAGGCAAGCUGCUGAAUCUACUGUAAAUUUAAUUGAUAUUUCAGCGGCUAGUUCAACCGACUCGAUUGAAAAAAUUGAGUCACCCGGGGCAGUAGCAAUAACAGCAGCUCCAGCUUCAAAUUCUGACAUAACUUUUCAAAAACUUAGCAUGGAUUUGAAAAAUCAUGUAGAAAGUGAAAAGCAAAAUGAGCAGAUGGCAAAGAAAACUGAACUCGCUGAUUUUUCUGGUGCACAGCACAAGCCAAUGGCCAGCAAUAGCACAUCUUCGGCCGCCAAUAGCACUGGCGCUACACCCAUAACUAUAGCAUACCAUCAAGAUGCUAGAAUCAAUAGAGCUAUACACGCCAUGAUGGCAAUGGGCUUUAGCAAUGAGGGUGGAUGGUUAACCCAAUUACUUGAAUCUGUCAAUGGUAAUAUUUCGGCUGCAUUGGAUUUGAUGUCGCCGGCACAAGGCCAAAGCAACAAAUAAAUUAGCAAAAGCUGCAAAAUGAGCAGCUUAGUAGUUUACGAUUUUUUUCCUUAGUAGUGUUUAAGUAAUUUAAUAUCUAACUGCGAAAUUGUAUACACUCGCUUUCGUCAUUGAACCUAUAAAUCUGCACCAGCAGAAACCAUUGGAAUCUACAACUUCCGUUUUAGUAAUCAACUAUCACAGAAGUUAUUGUUUCUUUUUUGGCAACAGAAAAAUGUUUUACGUGCACUGAGAUAUUUUCAGCAGCUUUGAAUAUAUAUACAUACAUAUUUGGUUUCAUAUAUUUUACAAACACAUGUAUACUUCAUGUAGUUUUCAUAUAUUCAUAUUACAAUCAUAUUUUACCCUUAUAAUAUAUUGAUAAAUGGUCUAUAAUAUUUAAUUAGAGGAAUCAUCAAUAUAUAUAUUUAUAUA
Molecule: messenger RNA, 2997 nt
Organism: Anastrepha obliqua
Lineage: Eukaryota; Metazoa; Arthropoda; Insecta; Diptera; Tephritidae
Gene: ref(2)P
Product: protein ref(2)P
Exons: 4
Coding region: 484-2583 (699 amino acids)
Biological process (GO): aggrephagy; endosome organization; mitophagy
Cellular component (GO): aggresome; amphisome
Molecular function (GO): zinc ion binding; protein kinase C binding; K63-linked polyubiquitin modification-dependent protein binding
Source: RefSeq, a predicted model, not a curated record